GGUUUUGGAGUAUUGAUCCAUCCAGCCAAUAGUUUCAGCCAAAAUAUUUUACCACUGCAGUUUCUUGUUCACCCAUUCGCUGAUUCGAUGGGGAUAGAAAAUCCAAGGCGGGCCGAUUCCGAUUUCCGCGUUGACGUCACGUCAUUAAAAUCAUUAUUGUCAAAAUAUUACUGUGUAUUUAAAAAAAUUCAAUAAAUCGUAUCAAUAAAAAUGUCUUCAAUGCGCAUGAAGGCAGCCAGAUGCCCUUCCGAUGAGCUGGCUAUUACCAACUGUGCUCUCAUCAAUCCAGACGACUUUCCAAGUGAUGUGAAACACAUUGAAGUGGCUACAGGGCCGUCGCAGUGCUUUAUCUUCAGUGUUAGAUUUUAUAAUGGAGUGGACAGGGGUACUGUAGGCUUCUCUGCACCCCAAAGGAAAUGGGCAAUACUUUCUAUUGGACAGCCAAUAGAUGUGAAGCCCUUCAAGCCGCAAAAUGCGGAAUGCCUGUGCAGUAUCACAUUGGAAGCAGAUUUUAUGCUCAAGAAGACGACAUCCCUGGAGCCAUAUGACUCUGAGCAAAUGGCGCGCGAUUUCCUCAUUCAGUUCGCGAACCAGGUCUUCACAGUCGGUCAACAGCUGGCUUUCUCAUUCCAAGACAAGAAAGUGCUGUCUUUGAUUGUUAAGAACUUGGAAGCCGUGGAUGUACAAGCAUUGGCGGCAGGAGCAAACGCAGUACCUCGUCGAGUUAGAUUUGGUCGACUAUUGCCAGAUGCUUGUAUCCAGUUUGACAAAGCUGAAAGCUCCUCUCUCAAUCUUGUGGGCAAAGCUAAGGGCAAACAACCUCGCCAGUCCAUCAUCAAUCCAGAAUGGGACUUCGGCAAGAUGGGCAUUGGUGGCCUUGACAAUGAGUUCAACGCAAUCUUCCGCCGAGCCUUCGCCUCGCGCGUCUUCCCUCCCGAAGUCGUGGAGCAGCUGGGCUGCAAACACGUAAAAGGUAUUCUGUUAUAUGGCCCGCCCGGUACCGGUAAAACUCUGAUGGCUCGGCAGAUUGGAAACAUGUUGAAUGCAAGGGAGCCCAAAAUUGUAAACGGUCCACAGAUAUUGGACAAAUAUGUUGGCGAGAGCGAGGCCAAUAUCCGACGCCUGUUUGCGGAUGCUGAGGAAGAAGAGAAAAGGUGUGGACCGAACAGCGGUCUCCACAUAAUUAUCUUCGACGAAAUCGACGCCAUUUGCAAAGCUCGAGGCUCAGUUGGCGGCAACACGGGCGUCCACGACACUGUUGUAAACCAGCUGCUAUCAAAGAUUGAUGGUGUGGAUCAAUUGAACAACAUUCUAGUCAUUGGCAUGACAAACAGACGGGACAUGAUAGACGAGGCUUUACUGCGGCCUGGUCGCUUAGAAGUGCAGAUGGAAAUUGGUUUGCCUGAUGAGAAAGGACGAGUACAGAUCUUAAACAUCCAUACAAAACGUAUGAGGGAGUAUAAGAAGAUCGCUGAGGAUGUGGAUAACAAAGAACUAGCGACAUUAACAAAGAACUUUUCGGGCGCGGAACUCGAAGGUUUGGUCCGAGCGGCUCAAUCCACCGCCAUGAACAGGUUGAUUAAGGCUUCCAGCAAGGUGGAAGUGGAUCCAGAGGCCAUGGAGAAACUUAUGGUGGAACGAGGAGACUUCCUACACGCUCUCGAGAAUGACAUUAAACCGGCUUUCGGUACGGCAGCAGAAGCGUUGGAACAUUUCCUUGCGCGUGGUAUCAUCAACUGGGGUUCCCCAGUCACAUCUCUGUUGGAGGAUGGACAGCUUUAUAUACAACAGUCUCGUGCUACUGAAGCUAGUGGUCUAGUAUCAGUGCUGCUCGAGGGGCCGCCCAACAGUGGUAAGACGGCGCUGGCGGCACAGCUCGCCAAACUUUCGGACUUCCCAUUCGUCAAAGUGUGCUCGCCUGAAGAUAUGAUCGGCUUCACAGAGACCGCCAAAUGCUUGCAGAUUAGGAAGUAUUUCGACGACGCAUACCGUUCGACUCUGUCCUGCAUACUGGUGGACAACAUCGAGCGCCUGUUGGACUACGGCCCCAUCGGCCCGCGCUACUCCAACCUGACGCUGCAAGCCCUGCUCGUUUUGCUCAAGAAGCAACCGCCAAAGGGAAGGAAGCUCCUCAUCUUGUGCACUAGCAGUCGACGACAAGUGCUAGAUGACAUGGAAAUACUCUCAGCGUUCACUGGCGUACUUCACGUGCCGAAUCUCUCUCAACCCGAACACGUGAUGGCCGUUUUAGAGGAGAGCGACGCUUUCUCCAAGCGGGACUUGGCCAAGAUACAGAAGGACCUACGAGGAGCCAAGAUUUUCAUUGGCAUCAAAAAGCUACUGGCCCUGGUGGACAUGGUGAAACAGACAGACGAGGAGUCGAGAGUGUUCAAAUUUCUCACCAAGAUGCAGGAGGAGGGAGGCCUCGACCUCGGUACAACUAUACAAUAAGAGUUAU
This is a messenger RNA of Maniola jurtina (meadow brown), 2458 nucleotides long. Its product is annotated as vesicle-fusing ATPase 1-like. Gene Ontology annotation, biological process: SNARE complex disassembly; Golgi to plasma membrane protein transport; intra-Golgi vesicle-mediated transport. Lineage: Eukaryota; Metazoa; Arthropoda; Insecta; Lepidoptera; Nymphalidae. Gene Ontology annotation, molecular function: ATP binding; ATP hydrolysis activity. Gene Ontology annotation, cellular component: Golgi stack. The record is from RefSeq and is a predicted model, not a curated record. Bases 211 to 2451 code for a protein of 746 amino acids. The transcript is spliced from 16 exons.